AUAUAAUCGUAAUUAGUAAGAAUGAAAGGAAAGGACGAAAGGUAAACGGUGGGUGGCUGUUGAGUGUUGACCGUUGAGAGUCUCACAGAGAGAGAGAAAGAACAAUGAUGUGAUGAAUGACGAUGAUAUAUUACUCAAAUCACAGAACCACUUAUUCUCUUUCUUUUCUUCUUCUUGGCAAAUUAUCAAACACCUACCAGGCACCUCCAAUGUCACUCUUCAUCUUUCUCUUCUUUCUCUUCCUCCUCCCGCCGCCAUCGCUCUCUCAAAACGACAACGUAACAUGCCCACUCAACACCACCCUCCUCACCACCCUAGGCGGCGGCUCCGAACCAUCCUUCGACUCAUCCUCAACGUGUCACAACGUCCUCCAAACCCUCCACCUCCUCCAAGCCGACUACCUCCGCCGCCAAUCCCGCUUCGUUCCGCCGUUAAACUCCUCCGCCUCAUGCUGGUCCACCUUUCAAUCCUACAUCACCAAAUACGAACCCAAUUUCGACGUUCGCUCGCGCUGCGGCCUCCAAACCUCCUGGAUCUCCUAUGGUUGCAUGAACAUCACCACCCUCCAACAAUUCGAAUCCGCCGUCCCCGCCGCAACCAUCCAAAGCGUUAAAAGUAGCUGCAACCAGUCUUUGGAUAACAACGCGCCCUGCGCCAGCUGCACCACCAGCUUGUCCAACUUGCAGUCCUACUUGAACGGCUCCACCGUCGGCAACGUCUCCGAGUGCAGGUCCUACACUUCUAUCUACGCUGCUUAUCUUGCUGACCCUACUGAUACCGGCACCGCUAAGUGCUUAUUCGGCCUUGAUUUCUCUUCCUCCGGGAAAAGCAACAACGGUAAGACGGUUCUUAUUGCUGUUGUUGUUUCUGUUUUCAGUGUUUUGGGGUUGGUUUUGUUUGGUGGGUUCUGGGGUUACUUGAGGUGGAAGAAGAAGAGGAACGAGAUUACGAAGAAAGGUGGUGUUGGCAUGGAUCAGAUUGGUUUGAGUUCUUCUGGAUUGGACUCCAUGAACCAGAGCACUACCUUGAUUAGGUUCGGCUUCGAUGAAAUCAAGAGAGCCACCAGGAAUUUCUCAAGGGAUAACAUAAUUGGGAGUGGCGGUUAUGGCAACGUUUACAAGGGUUUGUUGAACGAUGGAUCUCAGGUUGCUAUGAAGAGGUUCAAGAAUUGUUCUGUUGCCGGUGAUGCUAGCUUCACUCAUGAGGUUGAGGUCAUUGCCAGCGUUAGGCAUGUCAAUCUUGUUGCUUUGAGAGGCUAUUGUACGGCCACAACUAAUUUAGAGGGUCAUCAGAGGAUUAUUGUGACUGAUUUGAUGGAAAAUGGGAGUCUCUAUGAUCACUUGUUUGGGUCAAGAGGGAAGAAAUUGAGUUGGCCCCUUCGGCAGAAGAUAGCUCUCGGAACUGCUAGGGGUUUGGCUUAUCUGCAUUACGGCGCGCAGCCGUCAAUCAUUCACAGGGACAUUAAGGCUAGCAAUAUUCUUCUUGAUGAGAAAUUUGAGGCCAAGGUCGCAGAUUUCGGGUUGGCAAAGUUCAAUCCGGAGGGAAUGACACAUAUGAGUACUAGAGUUGCUGGUACCAUGGGGUAUGUUGCGCCGGAGUAUGCGCUCUAUGGGCAAUUGACAGAGAGGAGUGAUGUUUUCAGCUAUGGUGUCGUGCUUCUUGAAUUGUUGAGUGGGAGGAAGGCUCUGGAGACGGACAGCGAUGGACAGCCAAAUGCACUGACUGACUUGGCCUGGUCAUUGGUUAGGGAAGGUAAAUCAUUGGAUGUUAUUGAAGAUGGAAUGCCGGAACAGGGCGCGCCGGAGGUUCUUGAGAAGUAUGUGUUGGUUGCUGUGCUGUGCUCACAUCCUCAGUUGUAUGCUAGGCCUACAAUGGACCAGGUUGUUAAGAUGCUGGAGACCGAUGAGUCUGUGCCUUCGGUUAUGGAAAGGCCAAUACCUUUUACUGCUGGGAGGAUUGAUAUUGAGAAAUCUGCUCUAAGCAACUCAGGGCAGCUUUGUAGUCCAACCGGUUAUCAGGCAUUCACAAUGCAGAGUAAACACCUUUCGGAUCCUAAUAAGCAAGAAGAGCUUAAGGAAGAAGAAGAGGGAAACUCUGAGUCCGGGACCAUGAGCGUGGAUUGAGGGCAGGGAAGUUGUUCAAUCAUCUACUUAUACUGGUAAUUUAGAACUUUGGACAAGAAAAAAUCAUUUGAUUAUCUUGAACUAGCUUAGUCUCGGCAUGAUUUCUUUGUACAUUUUGAUUUUGUAUUUUAUGAUUGUUUAAGCGCGUUUUCUGCUUGUAAAGUAAAAUAUUGAGGUUGUACAAAAUUUUGAUUCUUUCUUAGAGUUGGGAGUGAUGGCAAUUGAGUAUGAUCAACUUUUGCUGCUGAUUUUGCUGUCAGUUACUCAAA
Molecule: messenger RNA, 2392 nt
Organism: Arachis ipaensis
Lineage: Eukaryota; Viridiplantae; Streptophyta; Magnoliopsida; Fabales; Fabaceae
Product: putative LRR receptor-like serine/threonine-protein kinase RKF3
Biological process (GO): protein phosphorylation
Molecular function (GO): ATP binding; protein kinase activity
Source: RefSeq, a predicted model, not a curated record